CGCAUCCUUGGAAUGACGACGCCCUAGGGUUCGGAGGGAGGGUGUCCGCUUCUCCUCAGCCCCCUUCCUUCCCUGCUCCUCUCUGCUGGCUCUAGCCCAGACUUCAUUGUGCCCACGGCUUUCUCAGCCCACACCAGGACUUUCUCAGCCCACACCAGGCCGCGCACGGGCUGUUUCUCCCGAAGAACCACGUGGGAAACAGUGGGCCUGAGAAGGAUGGAAUUCGAACUCAGGUCUCGCUCCCCACUGCACUCCUUCACAAACAUCCGAUCCCAGCCUGCCCUUUCGGUCUGGUGGUGCUGCGGCCGGGAUUUGAGCCCCGCCCCGCGGGUUCGCACGUGGCCCCCACCUGACCCCGCGCGCGGAGAGGCGGAGUAGCGCGGGGCGGGUGGCAAACACAGCACUUUCUGCGGCUUUGACAAGCCCGCGGCGGCGGGGCGGAGCGCUUAGCCGGGCCGAGACUGCGCCAUGCAGGAAGCGCCAGCCGCGCUGCCCACGGAGCCGGGCCCCAGCCCCGUGCCUGCCUUCCUCGGCAAGCUGUGGGCGCUGGUGGGCGACCCUGGCACCGACCACCUGAUCCGCUGGAGCCCGAGCGGGACCAGUUUCCUCGUAAGCGACCAGAGCCGCUUCGCCAAGGAAGUGCUACCCCAGUACUUUAAGCACAGCAACAUGGCAAGCUUUGUGAGGCAACUCAACAUGUACGGUUUUCGGAAGGUGGUGAGCAUUGAGCAGGGCGGCCUGCUCAGGCCUGAGCGCGACCACGUCGAGUUCCAGCACCCGAGCUUCGUGCGCGGCCGCGAGCAACUACUGGAACGCGUGCGGCGCAAGGUGCCUGCGCUGCGCAGCGACGACGGCCGCUGGCGCCCCGAGGACCUGGGCCGGCUGCUGGGCGAGGUGCAGGCUUUGCGGGGAGUGCAGGAGAGCACCGAGGCGCGGCUGCGGGAACUCAGGCAGCAGAACGAGAUCUUAUGGAGGGAGGUGGUGACGCUGCGGCAGAGCCAUGGUCAGCAGCACCGGGUCAUCAGCAAGCUGAUCCAGUGCCUCUUUGGGCCACUUCAGGCGGGGUCGAGCAGCACAGGAGCUAAGAGAAAGCUAUCCCUUAUGCUGGAUGAGGGGAGCUCAUGCCCAACACCGGCCAAAUUCAGUGCCUGCGCCCUACCUGGUGCCCUCCUGCAGGACCCCUACUUUAUCCAGUCGCCCCUCCCAGAGACCACCUUGGGCCUCAGCAGUCCUCACAGGGCCAGGGGCCCCAUAAUCUCUGACAUUCCAGAAGACUCUUCAUCCCCUGAAGGGACGAGGCUUUCUCCCUCCAGUGGUGGCAGGAGGGAGAAGGGCCUGGCACUGCUCAAAGAAGAGCCGGCCAGCCCAGGGGGGGAAGGCGAGGCUGGGCUGGCCUUGGCCCCAAACGAGUGUGACUUCUGCGUGACAGCCCCCCCACCGCUGCCUGUGGCUGUGGUGCAGGCCAUCCUGGAAGGGAAAGGGAGCUUCAGCCCUGAGGGGCCACAGCCUGAACCAAGAGGUCCCAGGGAGGUACCUGACAGGGGGCCUCUGGGCCUGGAGAGGGGGGGCCGGAGCCCAGAGAGUCUGCUGCCUCCAAUGCUACUUCGGGCCCUCCCUGAAAGUGUGGAGCCUGCAGGGUCCCUGGAUGUGCUGGGCCCCAGCCUCCAAGGAAGGGAAUGGACCCUGAUGGACUUGGACAUGGAGCUGUCCCUGAUGCAGCCCUUGGUUCCAGAGAAGGGUGAGACUGAGCUGACAGUCAAAGGGUUAAAUUCUCCAAGCCCAGGGAAGGACUCAGCCCUUGGGGCACCCCUCCUGCUGGACAUCCAAGCACCUUUGGGAGGCCCAGCUCUCGGCCUGCCUGGAGCUUUAACCAUUUACAGCACCCCUGAGAGUGGAGCCUCCUACCUGGGCCCUGGGGCUGAUCCCUCCCCCUGAGACCUUCUUCACUCAGAAGCAGCUUGGCUGAGGGGCUGGCCUGCAGCCCCACACCCUUCCUUCUUGGCUUCCCCGCGCCCCCUGGUGGAGGCUGAGCCAAGAUCCUGCUACUCAGCAGCCCCUUUCCAUUACGAAGUCCAGCACAUAAACCGCAUUUUUUUUCUGUGUUUCUGGUCUCUUUUCUCUACCGACCAGGGAGCACAGAAGUCAUGGGUGGUGGGUGGUGGUGGGUGACUUUGCAUUUGUAGAAGCAUCCUGAUCCUAGGGCUUUAAUGAGGAAACCCUUAGAGAGUGGAGUACUUGGGGAGCCUGCUUCUAGUUCUCCUGCUUAGGCCUGGAUUCUCCAGCCCAGAUUCAGGGCUGUUGCGUGGCCACUGCAACCUCCGGGAAGUGGAGGCUCUGGGGGGUCACACCCCGCUCCGCAAUGCAUCGGCUCUAUGAUCCUCAGUAAGCCGGUCCACUUCUCUGAGCCUUAUCUGUGACAGGGAAAGGGGGGUCGACGAGAAUCUAGGGAUAAAGCGCCUGAGAAUUGCCAGGCCAGAGUGGGCGCUGGGUACUAAGGGCCGCAACGCCCGCUUGCUGACUCAUCCGGCGCGCCCGGUGUGGGGAGGGAAAGCGAACUACGUGUAU
This is a messenger RNA of Pteropus alecto (black flying fox), 2565 nucleotides long. RefSeq names its product heat shock transcription factor 4 (gene HSF4). The transcript has 13 exons. Bases 469 to 1935 code for a protein of 488 amino acids. Gene Ontology annotation, biological process: regulation of DNA-templated transcription. Gene Ontology annotation, molecular function: DNA-binding transcription factor activity; sequence-specific DNA binding. The record is from RefSeq and is a predicted model, not a curated record. NCBI's taxonomy places the organism in Eukaryota, Metazoa, Chordata, Mammalia, Chiroptera, Pteropodidae.